AUGCCCGAGAGAUGGUGGUCUGAUUCCUUCAAGAAGUCCAAUGGAUAUUUUGGUUGUGAAACGACCCGCCAAGAGAUUGUUACAGGCUUCAAUACAUGGGCAUACUUUGAGACGAAAUACACCCGAAGCAAUGUCCAUUACGAGUGGACCAAGCUAAACAUCUUCACUAGAUGGCUUUCUUCCACUAAACAAACAUUCCUGCUUCUUUUCGAUCCGACACUGCCCCUCCGGGAAUCAAUACUCCAGUCGUUGUCGAAAACAACUAUUUCUCAGUUGAAUGUUCCAUUCUGGCCUUACCCGUAUGUGCUAGAGGUAUUAAUUAGUCUUGAAGAACCCGCUGUUUGGGCUAUCCGGGACCAAGUGAGGGAGAUUGAAAAGGAGUUCAAUCCAAGCAAAGCCCCACGACCUGCAUACCGGAGACUGCACGACAUCGCCAGACACGCUAUACAUGUUAGCGAGAACCUAGACGUCUCGGUACAGAAUAUAGAGACUAUUCUGAAGCACUACGAUUUCUACAUCGUAUCUCAAGGGAGCGAUUCGUACUUUGGCGCAGACGAAGACAUCCGCAAUCAGAUCGAUUUUUUCCGAGGUUAUACCGCCAAUCUACGCUUCCGUUCAAUCUCCAACGAGAAACGACUCCAGAACGAGAUCCAGCUAGCGUUCAAUACUGUCGCGCAGGCCAAUGCGGGAACCUCGGUGGAAAUAGGCCGUGCCGCACAGAUUGACAAUUCAACCAUGAAGACGAUCGCGUUUGUCACCUUGGCCUUUCUCCCGCCUACCUUCAUCUCGUCUAUCUUCAGUAUGUCUUUCUUUCAAUGUGGGCCGGACGAUGGCUGGGGCAUGUCAGACAAGUUUUGGCUUUAUUGGGUGUUUGCCAUCCCAACAACCAUUGGUACAAUUCUAGUUUGGCAAUACUGGCAUAAGAUCCUCCCCGGUGUGCAUCAUCGCAAGCCAGUGGUGAUUCCUAUGUUCAAGGAGCAUGCAUAA
Molecule: messenger RNA, 987 nt
Organism: Penicillium robsamsonii
Lineage: Eukaryota; Fungi; Ascomycota; Eurotiomycetes; Eurotiales; Aspergillaceae
Exons: 2
Coding region: 1-987 (328 amino acids)
Biological process (GO): metal ion transport; transmembrane transport
Cellular component (GO): membrane
Molecular function (GO): metal ion transmembrane transporter activity
Source: RefSeq, a predicted model, not a curated record